Messenger RNA from Magnolia sinica, 720 nucleotides. RefSeq names its product nucleolar protein 16. Gene Ontology annotation, biological process: ribosomal large subunit biogenesis. The transcript has 4 exons. NCBI's taxonomy places the organism in Eukaryota, Viridiplantae, Streptophyta, Magnoliopsida, Magnoliales, Magnoliaceae. The coding region runs from base 31 to 597 and encodes 188 amino acids. The record is from RefSeq and is a predicted model, not a curated record. Gene Ontology annotation, cellular component: nucleolus.
CGGACAGAGAGGAGAGAGAGAGAGAGAGAGAUGGGUCGGUCGCGGCGGAAAUACAAGAAAUCCCAUCCGAAAGUGCGAGUAGGUUUGCCGAGGAAGAACCCUCACGUCUUCAAACCCGCAUUCACCGUCCCUCCCAAGCUCCGCUCUCUUACCUCGGGGAAGAAAUGGGAUGAGAAGGGCAGCGUCAUCAGCAACUACAAAUCGCUCGGUGUCGUCUCGAACCCUAACCUUCUCGGCGUCAGAUCUCGGACGCCGCACAUUGUCCAGAGCGAUUCGCUGCAGGUCCCUCCCCCGGCCGAGUACAGGACUGAGUUGUCCGAGUUCGACCCGAUUGAUAGCGGCAGCGACCUGGAGGAAGAAGAUCUGAAAUCAGUGCUGGGGAAGAAACGGAGGGAUGGAAAAACAGCCCCUUUGCAGCGUUUGACUACUAUGCAAUCCAUUUAUGUCAGUCGAUUGAUUGAAAAAUAUGGUGAUGACUAUGAGAGUAUGUUCAUGGACACGAAGUUGAAUGCAAUGCAGCACUCGGUGGCAACUCUGCAGAAGCUCUGCAAAAGAUUUCAUGAUGCUAAACAGGGAAAACUUUUCUUAGCAAAAUAGGAAUCCUCUUCUUUGGUUAGGCUGUUGUGCCAUUGAAGAGGCAAAGUGGUCAACUUUUUGGUUGUAUACGGUUCUUUUUCAUUGACGUACCAGUCACAAUGUUUGUUUCAAAAAAAGAAGCAA